GUGAAGCAGUGGUCCCUGGAAACAGUUCCGGGAAACCCCGCGUGUUGCCGGGGUCGCGCCGCCGUCCAUGAGGAGAAGGAGGAGCGCGCGCCAUUUGCCGUCGCUGCUUGGGCCCGAGCUGCGCCGUGCAGGCCCCGCUCCGCUCCUGAAUUUUUUCCAGCAGCAUAAUAAAAUGGCUAAUCAGGUGAAUGGUAAUGCGGUACAGUUAAAAGAAGAGGAAGAACCAAUGGAUACUUCCAGUGUAACUCACACAGAACACUACAAGACACUGAUAGAGGCAGGCCUCCCACAGAAGGUGGCAGAGAGACUUGAUGAAAUAUUUCAGACAGGGUUGGUAGCUUAUGUCGAUCUUGAUGAAAGAGCAAUUGAUGCUCUUAGGGAAUUUAAUGAAGAAGGAGCCCUCUCUGUAUUACAGCAGUUUAAAGAAAGUGACCUGUCGCAUGUACAGAACAAAAGUGCAUUUUUAUGUGGAGUUAUGAAGACCUACAGGCAAAGAGAGAAACAAGGAAGCAAAGUACAGGAGUCAACGAAGGGACCAGAUGAAGCAAAGAUCAAGGCUUUGCUAGAGAGGACUGGUUACACUUUGGAUGUAACCACAGGACAGAGGAAAUAUGGAGGCCCUCCUCCAGAUACUGUAUAUUCUGGUGUUCAGCCUGGUAUUGGAACAGAGGUUUUUGUUGGUAAGAUUCCCCGAGACUUGUACGAAGAUGAGUUGGUACCGCUCUUUGAGAAGGCUGGUCCCAUUUGGGAUCUGCGCCUUAUGAUGGAUCCUCUUUCUGGUCAAAACAGAGGUUAUGCUUUCAUUACCUUUUGUAGUAAAGAUGCAGCACAGGAAGCAGUCAAACUGUGUGACAACUAUGAAAUUCGUCCUGGGAAGCACCUUGGAGUAUGCAUCUCUGUGGCAAACAACAGGUUAUUUGUUGGGUCAAUUCCAAAGAAUAAGACGAAGGAAAACAUAUUGGAAGAGUUCAGUAAAGUCACAGAGGGUUUGGUGGAUGUAAUCCUCUAUCACCAACCUGAUGAUAAAAAGAAGAAUCGGGGAUUCUGCUUCUUGGAAUAUGAAGAUCACAAAUCAGCAGCACAAGCUCGCCGCCGCCUGAUGAGUGGGAAAGUAAAAGUCUGGGGAAAUGUUGUGACAGUGGAGUGGGCUGACCCAGUAGAGGAACCUGAUCCAGAAGUCAUGGCAAAGGUGAAAGUUUUAUUUGUAAGAAACUUGGCUACUACUGUGACGGAAGAAAUUCUUGAGAAAUCCUUUUCUGAAUUUGGAAAGCUGGAAAGAGUAAAAAAGUUGAAGGAUUAUGCUUUUGUUCAUUUUGAGGACAGAGGUGCAGCAGUGAAGGCUAUGAAUGAAAUGAAUGGAAAAGAGAUAGAAGGGGAAGAAAUUGAAAUAGUGUUAGCAAAACCACCUGAUAAGAAAAGGAAGGAACGUCAGGCUGCCAGACAAGCCUCCAGAAGUACUGCGUAUGAAGACUAUUAUUACUACCCUCCGCCUCGAAUGCCACCUCCUAUUAGAGGCCGAGGCCGUGGAGGGAGAGGUGGAUAUGGCUAUCCCCCAGAUUACUAUGGCUAUGAAGAUUAUUAUGAUGAUUAUUAUGGUUAUGACUAUCAUGACUACCGUGGUGGCUAUGAAGAUCCCUAUUACGGCUAUGAUGAUGGCUAUGCUAUAAGAGGAAGAGGAGGAGGAGGAAGGGGUGGGAGAGGUGCUCCUCCACCACCUAGGGGGCGGGGAGCACCACCACCAAGAGGUAGAGCUGGCUAUUCACAGAGGGGGGCACCUAUGGGACCGCCAAGAGGAGCCAGGGGUGGGAGAGGGGGUCCUGCACAGCAGCAGAGAGGACGUGGUGCUCGUGGAGCCAGGGGCAACCGUGGGGGCAACGUAGGAGGCAAGAGAAAGGCAGAUGGGUACAACCAGCCUGAUUCCAAGCGCCGUCAGACCAACAACCAGCAGAACUGGGGCUCCCAACCCAUCGCUCAACAGCCGCUCCAGCAAGGUGGUGACUAUGCCGGUAACUAUGGUUACAAUAAUGACAACCAGGAAUUUUAUCAGGAUACUUAUGGGCAACAGUGGAAGUAGACAAGUGAGGAGGGAUUGAGAAUAUUGGCAACAUAGAAUUGGCUAUAGCUCUACAUCCUUCAAAACAAAAUUGGCUUAAUGUUUCAUCCUUCAGUAGCGAUUGGCUGCCAUUUGUAUUGGGCUGAAGAAUCACUCUAUUGUGUAUAUACUCGAGUCUCUUAGUUUUCUUUUUCAUAAACGCACUUGGACAUUACUGGGCUUGCAGAAUUCCUGAACUCCAUACGGGGUUUCAAUGCUUUUAUCAUUUUAGGCUUCAUUUUAGCAGUUUAAAAGCAGGAAUGGCACACUGUUCAAUCAUGAUUUUGCAGAACCUCUGGUUUUGGACAGGUUUUUUGUUUUUUGGUUUUUUUUGGAUUUGGGAUAGACUACAUAGGAGUAUGCUGUACAUAAAAGUAAAAGCUAGUGCUUUGUCUUAGUAGUUUUAAGAAAUUACAACAAAUUAAGUUUUCUUGUAUUGAAAAUAACAUGAUUGUAUGUUUUGCAUUCCUAGAAGUAGGUUAACUGUGUUUUUAAAUUGUUAUAACUUCACACCUUUUUGAAAAUCUGCCCUACAAAAUUUGUUUGGCUUAAAACGUCAAAGCCGUGGCAAUUUGUUCCUUGAUGUGAUUGUAUUUCCAAUUUCUUGUUCAUGUAAGAUUUCAAUAAAACUCAAAAAACUAUUCAAAACA
Molecule: messenger RNA, 2742 nt
Organism: Dromaius novaehollandiae (emu)
Lineage: Eukaryota; Metazoa; Chordata; Aves; Casuariiformes; Dromaiidae
Gene: HNRNPR
Product: heterogeneous nuclear ribonucleoprotein R
Exons: 11
Coding region: 68-2074 (668 amino acids)
Cellular component (GO): nucleus; ribonucleoprotein complex
Molecular function (GO): mRNA binding
Source: RefSeq, a predicted model, not a curated record